Messenger RNA from Penicillium oxalicum, 2343 nucleotides. Its product is annotated as tRNA (guanine26-N2)-dimethyltransferase. The record is from RefSeq and is a predicted model, not a curated record. The transcript has a single exon. Gene Ontology annotation, molecular function: RNA binding. Gene Ontology annotation, biological process: tRNA N2-guanine methylation. NCBI's taxonomy places the organism in Eukaryota, Fungi, Ascomycota, Eurotiomycetes, Eurotiales, Aspergillaceae. Bases 1 to 2343 code for a protein of 780 amino acids. Gene Ontology annotation, cellular component: nucleus.
AUGAUGGAUACUUCUCCCGACGGAGGACCCAGCAAGGUGGUGCAGCAUGGCGGUGUCGAGUACAAUGUGAUCAAAGAAGGAUUAGCGCACAUUCUGAAUCCCCGAGCCCAGGAGGCCGCGUCCAAGGGCACACGGAGAGAUCUCACCGACAGCGAUGAGAGCCAAUCUGUAUUUUACAACCCAAUUCAACAAUUCAAUCGAGACCUGAGUGUGCUUGCUAUUCGCGCAUACAGUGAACAUGUGGCCGACGUGAAAAGGCAAAAGGCGGACCAGAAAUCAAAGAGACGCCCCUCGAACAACGGUGCCAACCAAGGAAUGAAGCGCAAGCGCGAGGAUUCACCGAACGAAAAGGCCUCAAACGCAACAGCUCGAAAGGGAGAAGGAGAUAAGGAGGGCAAAUCAGCCGCCCGGCCGACGAGCGAAGAGACUGCUACAACUACAUCUGUGCCUCCAACCGAACCUUCGGAAUCCAAGCCCGACACAACCACUACCACUACUGCCGCCGCCUCCACCCCCGCUACUCUUCCGUCCCAGUUCACCGUUCUCGAUGCUCUCUCCGCCACCGGACUGCGCGCUCUGCGAUAUGCCUCUGAAUUGCCCGUCGUGACCAAAGUGGUGGGCAACGACCUCUCUGAAUCAGCCAUCAAGUCAAUGAAGACCAACAUCGCGUACAAUAAACUAGAGGACCGUAUCCAGCCAAACCUCGGUGAUGCCCGCGCCUACAUGUACCGCGCCUGUGGUGAUCCCUCUCGCAAGUUUGAUGUGAUUGAUUUGGAUCCCUAUGGCACCGCGGCUCCCUUCCUGGAUGCAGCCCUGCAGGCUGUCAAGGAUGGCGGUCUCCUGUGUGUUACAUGCACAGACGCUGGAGUCUGGGCUUCCACGGGGUAUGCGGAGAAGGCGUUCUCCCUCUACGGCGGGAAUCCGGUCAAGGGCCUGCAUUCGCAUGAGGCUGGUCUGCGCUUGAUUCUGAACAGUCUGGCCAUGUCGGCGGCCAAGUAUGGUAUCGCCAUUGAGCCAUUGCUCUCGCUCUCGAUCGACUUCUACGCUCGUGUCUUUGUGCGGGUGACUCGCUCCCCGGCUCAAGUCAAGUUCACAGCAAGCAACUCCAUGGUGGUGUACAACUGCGAUUCCGGAUGCGGCGCAUGGAGCAUUCAGCCUCUCGCCGCGUCCCGAGAGAAGCUCGAUCGCAACGGCCGGCCUGUCUACCACUUCAAGUUGGCCCAGGGUCCGACGGCCAACACUUACUGCGAGCACUGCGGCUUCAAGACGCAUCUCGCAGGGCCCAUGUGGGCUGGUCCACUCCAUAACCCACACUUUAUUCAGCGUAUUUUGGACACGCUGCCCAAACUCGACCCAGAGGUCUAUCAGACAAUCCCUCGUAUCGAGGGCAUGCUGACCACCGCCAUGGAAGAAGACCUGGAUUUGAGUCCUGCUCUGACAAAGCCCAGCGCUCAGCAGCCAAACCAGAACCAACACCAAAAUCCACCCCCUAAAUCGUCCAAUACAGACUCGACUGGAUCCCAGCAAGCCCAGGAACAGACCGAUUAUCCAGCCAUCAUCCCCCGCGUCAAUCCGGCCCUCCACGAGCCAUACCCCUUCUACUUCUCCCUGAGCGCUCUCUCCAAAGUUCUCCAUUGUUCGACUGUCCCACAAGAUGAGUUCCGAGGCGCCCUGCGCUCCGUCGGAUAUCGCUCGACUCGCAGCCAUGCAAAGCCCAACUCGAUCCGCACGGAUGCCCCCUGGAGCGUGAUCUGGGAAGUCAUGCGGGAGUGGGUCCGUCAACAUUCUCCCGUGAAGGAAAGUUCUCUGAAGCCCGGGACUGCCGGUGCAGCUAUCAUGGCGAAGAGCCGGGAGAAUCUGCGCAAGAGCACCACAACCACCAUGACCACCACCGAUGGGCAGAGUCAAGAUCCCUGGCUUGCACAGCUCAAGAACGACCUUCUUGCUGCAGUCGAGUCCGGAAGGGAUAUCACUGAUUUGGUCACCAAGGUCGAGGCUUCUUUGUAUCGAUCUGGAUCUCGCCAAUCAUUUAUCUCGCCACCACAGCAGCAGCAGCAGCAGCGGGAGGAGGAAGAGCUGGAGGAAGAAAAGGAAAAGGGGAAGAGGAAGAAUAAGAAGGAAGCCACUUCCGUCGAGGAAAACACCAAUUCAACCACCCCGACCCAACCCUCCACACACCCCAGCACGCUUGAAGUCAAAUUCGACGCGGCUCUCGGCCGGGAAGCUUCGGCGGCUCAUUCCAAGAAGCGUCUUGUGCGGUAUCAGCUUAAUCCCCGUGCGAAUUGGGGUCCUUUGAAUCGCGCGGCUGUAAAAAUUCGAAGUGGCGGUGAAAUCGAUGCUUGA